This is a messenger RNA of Seminavis robusta, 474 nucleotides long. NCBI's taxonomy places the organism in Eukaryota, Bacillariophyta, Bacillariophyceae, Naviculales, Naviculaceae. The record is from the annotation of a GenBank genome assembly.
AUGAGUCAGAAACAAGGUAUCCUCUCCGAGUUCUCUAUGGAAGAGCUGGAAUCGGAGUUAAAGCGCAGACGAUUGGAGAAUGAUGCAAAGAUUCACGAGCUGUGUGCCAUGUGGAAAUUAGUCAAUCCUCAAUUCAAUGAAUACAUUGAUUGGCAUAGCUCUGGUUUUGAACGGGAACCAAACUUGGUGUUGGAUGCCUGCUUGUGUUGCUCCAAUGCAGAAUCUAUCAAGGUGGUUGCAAAAGAGUUUCCAGAGCAAGCUGUUCAAGAGGACAGAAUUUUGUCUGAAACUCCCCUGGAACUGUUCCUCAGGCGAUGUAAUCAACGCGACCGGGGAAUUUUGGAGGAGGAGGAAAACUAUGAUUUUGAGACACCCCCAGGUGAUCAAGCGGCCAUUCAAAUCUUUCAUGCACUCUAUGAUGCAAAGCAUUUCCCGGUUCUUUACUACAUUGAAUGCAUUGUUCUUGGACAUUAA